Neltuma alba is the source of this 1749-nucleotide messenger RNA. RefSeq lists its product as uncharacterized. The transcript has 6 exons. Gene Ontology annotation, molecular function: protein binding. The coding region runs from base 1 to 1749 and encodes 582 amino acids. Lineage: Eukaryota; Viridiplantae; Streptophyta; Magnoliopsida; Fabales; Fabaceae. Gene Ontology annotation, cellular component: membrane. The record is from RefSeq and is a predicted model, not a curated record.
AUGAAUUUGGAUGGGGACGUUAUUGGGGCAAUUGAGGAACUGCGUCGCGGGGUAAUGAGGCGAGAUUGGGGGGCUGUGCUGCGCACAAUGAGGGGCCAGCCGCCAUAUGCAGAGCUGUGGCUGGCCAAGAUGAACAAGUGGGCUGACACUGUGCUGCACGCAGCUAUCAUUUAUGGGACACGACCCCGCACCUUCGAUGAGCUGUUUGAAGAAAUGCCCCGACGUGAAGAAGACGUCGUGGAGAUUCUGUCAGCCAGGAAUCAGUGGGGCAACACUCCUCUUCACUGCGCCGCAUAUAGAGGCUCUCCCUUGUUGUGUCGCCGCAUCCUUCAUGCCCUCCCCACCGAUGAACAGAGAACCCGGGCCCUUCUGGUGCGUAACAACGAGGGAGAGACGCCUUUGUUCUUGGCUGCUGUUCAUGGUCACCCGGCGGCCUUCCUCCUUCUCUAUGGCUAUGCAGAACCUGCGCAUGCCACAGCUCCUUACGUGAAGCCCAAUGGGGGAUCUGCACUUCACUUAACCAUUCAGCGAAAGAAUUUCGUCAUCCCGAUUUGGCCCCCAGAUUUUGCUGGACAACCUGAUCAGCCUCCCACCCAUGAAGCUCCUUUCGGAUUCUCCUUUUUAAGAAGUACCACAGAGAAGAAAAGGAGACAUGUAUUUGGUGGGCGGAUCAUGGAACAACUGGUAGACAAUGACGCUUUUUGUGAUGAUUUGAUGGAGAUGGAGUUGUUGGGGAGGGAUGACGAUCAUCCGGCGAACUUACUAAUGCUAGGUCCUUCAUAUCAAGCAUCAUUAUUAAGAUGGACACCAUUGUUGAGAGCAACAAAAUAUGGUGCGACCGAAAUGGUGCGGGCAAUCUUGGAAAAAAGGCCAUUUGCAAUUGAGGAUGAAACUGAUGAGAAGAAGAAUGUCAUGUUGGUGGCGGUAGAAGAGAGACAGUCAACCCUAUUGGAGCAGUUCAAGAAGAACCCAUCCAUCUGGAAUCGGAAGCUUCACCAUGCAUCCGACGUCCAUGGCAAUACUGCCCUGCACUUGGUCGCGAUGCCUUCUCGUCAUAGGCUUAUGGAUAUGUCUGUCCUUCACUUGCAAUGGGAAAUCAGCUGGUUUGAGUAUGUGAAGGAAAUGAUGCCGCCGGAGUUCAUUAAACGGAAAAAUAAGGAAGGCAAAACGCCGGUGAUGGUCUUCGAGGAGGAACACCAUGAUCUGGUGCAAAAAAGUAACCAAUGGAUGAAGGACAUAUACGGAAAUUACAUAGUGGCGGCGACGCUUAUGUCCGGCGUUACCUUUGGAACGUGCUACCAGAUCCCGGGAGGCUACGACGAAGGCAACGGCAGGCCGAUUGUAGGCAACCGUUAUGAAUUCCAAAUAUUUGUUAUCACGGCACUGGUUUCCUUUGGCUUCUCCGUCAUUUCCCUCGCCGCCUUUCUCGCCAUUUGCAGCUCUCAAAGUGAUCGGCCCGAUCCCUACCGAAGACAUCUGCCGCGGACUCUGUGCUUGGGUUUAUCUUCUCUUCUCUGUGUCUCAUUUUGGUGCAUGUUGAUUUCUUUCUAUGCUGCGCAAACCUUUGAACUUGUUGGCCCCAUAAAAAAGUUGUCUGUGUAUGUCCCCGUGUACGUUGGCUUGGCUUUGAUCCCUCUCUACUUUUACGGGGCAACUCAAUUUCCACUCCAUCGGCGUCUUCUCAAAGCUAGUUUUUCUCGUGUGCCACUCUCCAGAGGUAGAGGAGAAGAACAAGAACAAGAAAGAUAA